CUAGAUCUAUAUAAAUGCAUGGCGAGAUGAUAGUAGGACAGCCUAUUAGAAGAAAUAACACUGAUUUACCACUCUACUUCAGUCGAAACUACAGAAAGUAUCAUGGAAAUAAUUUUCUUAAGGAGGCGAGCUAUCGUCGUUUAUAUUACAGACUAACAGAUCCCCUACAGCCGGUGUCUUUAGUCCGAGGUCGCUACCUGGCAGACAAUGGUCCACUUGCCAAAUUCUUUAAAGAGAAUGAACACAGCAGUCAGAACUCUAAAUGUACAUGUCAUGAAAAUACGAACAGGUGCCUUAGGAACGCUUUAAUGUAUACAACACAAACACGGAAUAACAGGAAUGAUACCUCCUUACACCCUGCAAGCUUGAUCAAACAGGAUAUUAUAAACAAGCGAUUACAGCUCCCGUAUUCAACCAUUGUUGUGAGGUGGCAGCGAAAAAGAGAUAUAAACGGGUAUAAUCUUCCAGAUCUGAUGUCGGUCCUCUCACAGUAUGGAGCUAUCAGAUAUCUGCGCAUGCUCAGUCCUAACAGUGCACUAGUGGUGUUUGAAGAACUUUCGUCAUCAUGUAAUAUAAUGCAGCAUUCAGUUUUAGGAGACAGCAAUAAAUUAUACUGCAAGUGGUGGCACAAGUGUAUGGAAAACAAAUUUGUCUACUUGUCUAAAAGAGGGAUAAAAGUGAUUAAAGAUCCAUUCAUCAGUGUUUUAUAGUAAUUUAUUUAUACAAAUCAUGUAUAUUGCUCUGUAUACGUAUUGUGUAACUUGUAACAACUUCUAAGAGAAUGGACUUCUUUUACCACGUAUUUGCAAUAUUAAAAUAUUAAACUAUU
Saccostrea echinata is the source of this 829-nucleotide messenger RNA. RefSeq lists its product as uncharacterized. NCBI's taxonomy places the organism in Eukaryota, Metazoa, Mollusca, Bivalvia, Ostreida, Ostreidae. The record is from RefSeq and is a predicted model, not a curated record. Bases 15 to 710 code for a protein of 231 amino acids. The transcript has 4 exons.